This is a messenger RNA of Porites lobata, 1196 nucleotides long. Lineage: Eukaryota; Metazoa; Cnidaria; Anthozoa; Scleractinia; Poritidae. The record is from the annotation of a GenBank genome assembly.
AUGGACAAUAAAAAAGUCCAUCCGAGAAAAUACAUCCUUGACAAGAUUGAACUCAAGGAUAACGAAGAACUGCAAAAAGAAAGAAAUGAAAUAAGGUCCGCUUUUGGUGUUGACAGUAUAGUCGAAGAAAAAUCCGACGAAAGAUCAACUAGUGUCUUAACACACAGAAAGAGUUGGGUCGCAGCUGGCCACAAAACUACCGCAAAUACAAAAGAGGUCUUUCUCAGACGACUGGUGAUCGCCUUGAUAACACUGGUGUUCUUGCUAGUAGUUACAAAUGUUGCCUUGGUGGUAAUUUUUGUGAAAACCAAAUGUAAGGAAUCGGAGGAAACAGGAACCGUUAGCCACCGAGGUAAAUAACUUUAAAUUUCUUGAAAGUCAUCGGCCUGGUCGAGUAGUUCUUUUUGCGCAUAAGCAAUUUCCAAGGAUUAAUGCUAUGGUGAUUUGUACAUUGCUUAAUAUUUAAAGUGGUUGCUGUGUUUUGGAUAUUCAUUUUUAAGUGAGGCUAGUGUCCGUUAAUACUAGCCCAGUUUCAACUUGAAGGCGCCCCGGGGUAGGCGCAUUCUCGUCCCAGUGAAAACGGUUCUAACCGAUGUUCUACUUGUGAACAAUCCAGUCCAGAGUCAAUAAGUUUCAUUAACUCAAAAGUAACUGACAUCUUUUUUCUAGUCGGGCAAGAUGGUUAAAAAGGCAUAAACUUGUGCGCGUUGUACAACUGUAUAGGUGAACUACUCUAGACAGUCUCAAAAGUUACACAUUGUCAAUCAAAAAGAGUUAUCAAAUGUUUAUAGAAUAUGUUACAAUGUAUUCAUGAAACCUAAGCAAGGAGAAUACUUAAGAGCACGGGGAUAUUAGUUCUCUACUGACUUUUAUUUUUAAAAAAACACCUUUCUUCGAUCACCGAAUAUUCAUGGGCAAUGUAUGUUUGCGAUCGUUCUCGGGUUUUGAUCAGUCCUUUAGGGUAGUGACCAAUAAUUGGUCUCAGUGGUCGCUCGGUUCAAUAUGAAAGCCCCAUAGCUUUCAUGGUGCUUUGAUAGCUUGAUGCUCUCCUGGAAGUACCUCUUAUUAAGACUGAUGCUUAUCUGUCCUCAGCUUCGCUCGAAAAGCUUCAAGAAAGUGUUACAAAUGAGGCAUUGGCCAGGCUAAACGCCCUGGAAGUAAAUAUGACCAGCCUACAGCAGAAAUUUGUAAGUUAA